AUGGCAGAUUCUCUUCUCUCCUCCAUUGCUACCUUUCACACAACCAAAAUCAUUGUCACAUAUCCCACCAAGUACUCCUUUAUUGGAUCUAUUACUGAAGCCAUGCUCGCUCGUAUCUCUGCGUCGAGUAACAUUCUCCAACAAUACAAGAAGCAUCCAUCUUCAGGUCCCAGGGAGCUUACGCCAGCCAUGGUUCGCUCCAUUGAAGAGGCUGACAAGCCAGCUAAAAGGAGUAAGAAAACUGAUAAUCAGAAGGAGAUACCUGUUUCCAAACCAACCAAGGGGCAAACCCCCAAGAAGCGAAAGUCUGACAAGGUUGCUACAUCACAGGCUCAACCGAAGAAGCAGAAGAAGCCCGCUAGAAGGCUUAUACUACAAUCCUCAAGUGAUUCAGAUUCAGAGUAUGUUCCUCCUAAACAUAAGAAUGCUCCUCCUUCAGAAUCUGAGAGCGAAAGCUCUGACGAUGAGGCUUCGGGCCGAGGUAAUACUCCGCCUAGCUCUCCUACCCCAGAAAUUCUAGUUCGCUCUCACCCUCCUUCACCUCCACCUGUAACCAUCCCACUAUUUAUCCCUCCAAUAUUUCCCAUUCCAACCACUCAACCAUUCACUACAAUUCCCAUCCCUACUCCCAUAUUCACAUACACUUCCACUACCAUUACUACCACAGGAGCUCACUCAACUACUCCCAUUCCACCAGUAACAACCGAACCACUUGUCACAACCGAACCUCCAGCCACUACCAAACCCUUAUCUCCCACUCAAUCCACAGAAACAACCCCUAUUCUAGGCGGUGAGGACUUGGAAUUUGAUUCCACGUAUUUUAGUCCUUACCGUGUGCAGAGUGACGAUGAUGAUGAUGAGCCUGUUACAAAGCGUCAUCUCAAGGCAGUGAACGAAAAACAUGAUCAACUGCUCUCAUCCUCUUCCUCUGGAGCUUACUCUGAAGCGGCCUUAAAGGCUUUAUUCACAACUGUUGUUCAAGAACACAGUGCCUCACUCUCUGCUGCCGCUAAAUCCAUUGAAGCAUCCACUUCUCAAUGCCAGCAAGCCUCUCUUGCUGUUGAGGCUUCAACCAAGGAGUGCAAGAAAGCGACCGCAAAAGUUGAUAAACUAGUUUCUGAAGAAUGCUCAAACAGUCAAUGCUUCGGUGGAUAA
This is a messenger RNA of Lactuca sativa (garden lettuce), 1155 nucleotides long. Lineage: Eukaryota; Viridiplantae; Streptophyta; Magnoliopsida; Asterales; Asteraceae. The record is from RefSeq and is a predicted model, not a curated record.